AUGUUGUUAGUGUUUUCAUUCAGCAAGACAGUAAAAUUCUUUCCCGCCAUCGUACAGACAGCGAAACGGUUGGUCGACGCUGCUAGGAUUCUUGAGAUACCCAUUAUCGUCACCGAGCAGUACCCGAAAGGACUUGGACGGACCACUCCUGAAUUGGGACUUGAUGAUAUCAGGAAGUACGAGAAAACCAAAUUUUCGAUGUGUGUACCGGAGUUAGAUUCAAUGCUAAAUUCUACUGAGAACAUAGUACUGGUUGGAAUUGAAGCCCAUGCAUGCGUCCUUCAAACCACAUUUGAUCUUCUUGAGAAGGGAAAGAACGUACAUGUGGUGGUGGAUGCAGUGAGUUCGAGGUCUCUUACGGACAGGUGA
This is a messenger RNA of Angiostrongylus costaricensis, 369 nucleotides long. The record is from the annotation of a GenBank genome assembly. Lineage: Eukaryota; Metazoa; Nematoda; Chromadorea; Rhabditida; Metastrongylidae.